Messenger RNA from Sipha flava (yellow sugarcane aphid), 398 nucleotides. RefSeq lists its product as uncharacterized. The record is from RefSeq and is a predicted model, not a curated record. NCBI's taxonomy places the organism in Eukaryota, Metazoa, Arthropoda, Insecta, Hemiptera, Aphididae. Bases 83 to 367 code for a protein of 94 amino acids. The transcript is spliced from 2 exons.
UAACACUAUUAAUUUUCCUGCUUACCCACAGAUAAAGUUUAACAUUUUGUACUAAAAUAAAUUAGUAUUUUAAUAAAAUAAAAUGUCAAAAGCCACAUCUUUAGACAUUGACGGAAUGAGUGCUGAAGAGAAAAUAGAACAAAUUAAAAUUAUGCGAGAAUUAAUUCGUCUCAAAGAGAAGGCUGGAAAUGGUUGUAGAUCUGCUUUCCAAAAGAACGGGAAGAAAAAAAACUUAAUCAGUGACACUGUGAUGUCCGUUGUAUUUGUUACUAGCUUCGUCUUGAUUGUGGCAAUGGCGGUAUACUCAUUUCGCACUUUAUACCUGGCAAUACAAAAAAGAUUCCCUUCUUCCCAUACAGAAUUGUAAUAAGUAAUGCACACUCAAUCAUUAUUAAUAC